AUGUCUAGCAACAGUUUUGGAAAGGUAUUUCAGGUAAGCACUUACGGUGAAUCUCAUGGCGUGGCCAUUGGUGUGACCAUCGAUGGCUGUCCAUCAGGGGUUGACUUCGAUUUAGAAUUGGUGCAGCGUGAUUUAGAUAGGAGGAGACCUGGCCAGUCGAAAAUAGUAACCCAACGUAAAGAGAGCGACACCGUCCAAUUGCUGUCUGGCGUUUUUGAAAAUAAGACAACGGGUACUCCGAUUGCGAUGGUGAUCUACAAUGAAGAUCAACGCUCAAAAGAUUAUUCUCACAUAUCUGAGAAAUACCGACCCUCUCACGCAGAUUUUACGUACCAAGAAAAAUACGGUAUUCGUGAUUAUCGGGGAGGUGGGAGAUCCUCUGCCAGAGAAACAGCGGCUAGAGUAGCUGCGGGAGCCGUCGCGAAGCAGGUGUUACGGCAAGCGCAUGAUGUUGAGAUUUUUGCUUACGUAGAUCAAGUGGGCGAUCUUAUUUUAAAGAAAGAUCACACAGAAGUCGACCUUUCGUUGAUAGAAAAUAGCAUGGUGCGAUGUCCAGAUCCCGAUACCGCAGCGGCGAUGGAAGAUCUGAUUAAGGGUGUUCGUAAAGAUGGUGAUACCAUAGGGGGCGUCGUGAAGGGGCUCGUAAAGGGAUGCCCUGUGGGCUUGGGAGCCCCGGCAUUUGACAAGCUUCAUGCCGAUCUAGCCAAGGCCAUGUUGAGUAUCAACGCUUGCAAAGGGUUUGAAUACGGGUCGGGAUUUAGUGGCGUGACCAUGCGGGGCUCGCAGCACAAUGAUCGCUUUGUUAAGCAUGGAGAAGAUGUAGCGACCACCUCUAAUUUUUCUGGUGGCAUUCAGGGUGGUAUUUCGAAUGGUAUGGAUAUUUAUUUUCGUGUCGCAUUUAAGCCAGUAGCUACAUUAAUGCAAGACCAACCCAGCAUUGAUCAGCAUGGGGAUGAAACCAUCGUCAGCGGCAAAGGUCGACAUGACCCUUGUGUGGUACCACGAGCAGUCGCUAUCGUUGAGGCGAUGGCAGCACUUGUAUUGGUAGACCACAUGUUACGCAGUAGAACAGUUAGGCUGUAA
Nerophis lumbriciformis (worm pipefish) is the source of this 1083-nucleotide messenger RNA. Lineage: Eukaryota; Metazoa; Chordata; Actinopteri; Syngnathiformes; Syngnathidae. The record is from RefSeq and is a predicted model, not a curated record.